Molecule: messenger RNA, 2633 nt
Organism: Racocetra persica
Lineage: Eukaryota; Fungi; Glomeromycota; Glomeromycetes; Diversisporales; Gigasporaceae
Source: the annotation of a GenBank genome assembly
UAUUUUGUUCGCAAUGGUUACGAUAAACCAGGUCAAAUUGCGGUAUUGACACCAUACCUCGGGCAGCUUAUUAAAAUAAGAGAUGUAUUAUCGAAGUCAUUUGUUGUGGUAAUUGACGAACGUGAUGAUCAAUUAAUUACUGAUAUGGAGGAAAGCAUAGAUGAUGAAAACAAGAACCCAGAUGGAGGGCCAGUGCAUUCUACUAUUGGAGCUACCGCUUCUAGAAAAAAAUUGUCACAACAGGUUGUUCUUCGUACAGUUGACAACUUUCAAGGAGAAGAAGCAGAUAUAGUGAUUAUAUCACUCGUUCGUAACACGAAAAAUGAGAGUGAUCGCGGAAAUAUUGGCUUCUUGAAGUCAACAAAUCGUUCUAAUGUUCUUUUAUCUCGUGCUAAACAUGGCAUGUUUCUUUUGGGUAAUGCAGAAAUUAUGGCAAGGCAUUCAAAUUUCUGGAAAAAAGUUUUAGAGAUUUUACGUAAUCGUGGCCAAGUCGGGCCAGGAUUCCCAAUUGUAUGUGCUCAACAUCCAGAUUAUAAGAACACCAUAUAUGAGGCCAAACAAUUCAUUGAAGUUUCUCCUGAUGGUGGCUGUUUCGAGCCCUGCGGUCAACAGCUAAAAUGCGGACACACAUGCCCAUAUAAGUGUCAUCCAGAUGAUCCUCAACACAUUGGAGUUGUUUGCCAAAAACCUUGUACAAGGUUAUUUCCAGAUUGUCAACAUCCUUGCAGUAAUAAAAUUUGUGGAGAAAAUUGCGGUAAUUGUCUUUGGCCAAUUGGAAACAUUACAUUGCCAUGUGGACACGAAUAUAAAAACGCCAAGUGUCACGAGAGGAAAAAUAUAAAUAAAAUCCUUUGCAAGGAAAAGGUGUUAAGGAAAUUGCCUAAAUGCGAACAUGAACAUUUAAUGGAGUGUUAUGUAUCAGUCGGCGAUUUUAACUGUACAGAAAAAUGCGGGAAGCUUCUUCCAUGCGAGCAUCCCUGCAUGUCUACAUGUCUCGAUUGUCAGAAAUUAUCUGAGAGAGCAAACCAAAAUCCACUUUUAGAUCACAUGGGACAUAUUGUUAGAUCGAAUCACAAAAAAUGCACACAGAAAUGUGAAAGGUCUAGCGCUAGCGAAAUAUGUCCACCACCAAAAUAUUGUGCAGAUUGCACUACAGAUGAUAAUGUCAAGAAUCAAGGUAUUUAUUUAAGACCAAGAUUAUUGCUAUUAAUUAAAAAAUUAUUCAUUAAUGAAACAUUUGCAGAAGUGGAUUGGACUUUUGAGAGAAUGGUCGUCUUAGAUUGUGGACAUGUAUAUACAGCAGAAAGUCUUGAUCAUGUGAUGUACAUGAAGGAAUAUUACGAAAUGGAUAAAAACAACAAUUGGGUCCGAAUCAAAUCAAUUACAUCACAACCAAGUGAAUCUAAAAAAUGUCCACAAUGCCGUGCUCCUAUUAAGAAUAUUUAUCGUUAUAGAAGAUCAACGAAUAAACAUGUUUUGGAUGUUCAGAACAAAAAAUUUUUGAUGAAAUAUGAUAACUAUUUGAAGCAACUAAACGAAGACAUAACAAAUGUUACAAGUAAAAUAGAAACUAAUCGAAAGAAAUUUUUAGAAGAAAUUCAAAAACCGUUGAAACCUCAAGUAAAAAAGGAGACGAGAAUUGCAAAAAUUGCAGAUUCAACAUUACAAAAAAUUCCUGAAGUUGUAUCAACAGAGCAAUAUUCAUUGCUUGAAAAAUAUUAUUCUAUUCCAAUGAUACAUGAAAAAGAAUGGACGCGACAUAUAUCAGAACUUCUUAAAAUAUAUAGAAAUUUGACACUAUCAAUGUUUGAAACAAAAUCUCCACCAUAUAAACUCGCGUAUGAGGCUGCUGUGUCUCUUUUGUAUGCGUCAAAAACCCAAACAAAUAUAUGUGAUCUCGGCAAAAAUUUUGAAUCAUUGAAUUUAGAUUAUGACUCACCUGCUUGUCAACAGCUUAAACUUAAAGAAACUUUGGCAGAAGUUGGAUUAAUUGCUCCAAAAAUAGAUGUCCGCAUGUAUCUUGACGCGUUUUUUGAGAUUGUUAAUAUUCAAAAAGUCAUUUUUUAUGAAGUUUCCCAGGUUAUUACUGAGUUGUCAAAAACAAGAGAAACGGAAGAUAACCUUGUUUUUUAUGACAAAAAUUGGAUUGAAUUUGGUGAACGUAUAAUUGAAGCAAUUAAAAAACACCUUGAUAUUAUAAUUACAACAGCCCAACAAAAUAAUUAUCGUCGUCAUGUUGUUUUGUCAUCGCUGGAGUUGGCGGAAAUUGAUUGUAAAGCUGAACGGUUUAAGCUCAAAUAUCCUCCUAAUGGCAUAAAUCCUAUUAUUCAGAAGUCUGUCAAAAAUAGAUGUGCCGAAAUUGAAAAUAUGUGCGAAGACAUUUGUAAUAUGCUUUCCACAAUGAACGCUGAAUAUUUUGAAGAACAAUGUAAGUCAAGAAUUGAUGAAAUUCGCCGAGAACUUCUUGACAUUCGGACUGCGGUCAUGAGGGACAUGCCCUUGACACGUGAAGAAAAGCUGCAAAUAUCUAAAGUAAUGAAUAGUGAAUUUCAAGGAUCAGGACAUUGGUAUCAAUGUCCAAAUGGUCAUACUUAUACAAUCGAUGCGUGCGGAGGUGCCAUGGAAUUUGGCCG